AUCAUGAUAGAAAUUAAUAAUCGACUGGUGAGAGAAGAUGUACGUUUUGAUACCGUCAUUUGGGUCACAGCAUCAAGGGAGUCAAACCUCCCAAAACUACAAAAUGAUAUUGCCAAAUCAAUUGGUUUAUGCUUUGAUAGCGAUGAUGAUGGGAUGACCAGAGCAUCAAAACUAUGGAAUGCCUUGAGGGGACCGAAAAAGUUUCUUCUUAUUAUAGAUGAUUUGUGGGAAGCAUUUCCGCUUCAAGAGGUUGGAAUUCCUAGUCAAGAAUUCUCAAACUCUUUUAAGUUGGUGAUUACCACUCGAUCAUUGAGUGUUUGCCGUGGCAUGGAGACGAUGAGAGAGGUCGAAGUUGAAUUGCUUUCUAGUGAAGAAGCAUGGAAUUUAUUCAAACACAAGGUUGGUGAAGAAGUUGUUUCAUCCUUGAGCAUCGAAGCUGUUGCCAAGGAAAUUGCCAAAGAAUGUGGCGGUCUGCCACUAGCAAUUGCUACAGUAGGACGGGCUUUGAGAAAAGAAUAUAAUGUGAGACAGUGGCGGAUUGCUUUAAGAGAGUUGCAAAACUCCACCAUAAGAAUAGAUGGAAUGGAGAACCAGGUAUUGUCACGUCUGAGAUUUAGCUAUGAGAGAUUGAAGGAUGAUACUACCCGAUCCUGUUUUCUUUUCUGUGCUGUAUACCCAAAGGAUCAUCAUGUCAAUGUAGAAGAGCUCAUAAGAUAUUGGAUAUAUGAAGGUCUACUGGGUAAUUUAGGGGACAUGGAAACCAAGAUGCAACAGGGAUAUAUCCUAGUAGAUGAGCUGAAAAAUGCUUGCAUGUUGGAAAGUAUCUACCAACAUGGUAGUAUAGACGAGCAUGUGAAGAUGCAUGACCUAAUUAGGGAUAUGGCAAUUGCUCUCACAGGUGGUAACCAAAUCUUUAUGGUUCGAGCUGGACAGAGCAUACACAAGCCCCCUCUUCAUGAAGAAUGGCAUCCAGAUCUUGAAAGAGUCUCACUGAUGAGAAAUGAUUUGAGCUCUUUGGAUUGUGAACCUAGAUGUCCAAAGCUAAGUACAUUACUCUUGCAGUAUAAUUCACUAUCCAAAGGCAUUAAUCCUUCUUUCUUUAACCAUAUGCAGAACCUGCAAGUUCUAGAUUUAUCUUAUACAGGCAUACUUAGGUUGCCAGAUUCAUUUUCUAAUUUGGAAAACCUUCGUGCACUACUCCUCUGUAGCUGUUGGAAUUUGCAUUAUGUACCAACGCUAUCAAAACUUAAGGAGUUGAGGGUUUUGGACCUUUCUUAUUCAUCCAUUGAGCACAUGCCCCAUGGGAUGGAAAUGUUAACUAACCUUAGAUGCCUUGACCUCUCCCAGUGUAGAGCCAAUGACUUUCAAAGUAGUUUUCUGUCAAAUUACAGAAUGCUGGAGAAUCUACUGCUAAUUGGUUUGUGGCAGUCACUUGAACUUGGUAAGGUAUUUGUGGAUCAGUUAACAAGCUGCAUUAACCUGUCACUGUUUGAAGCUAACUUCAGAACUGUUGAGGACUUCAAUUACUAUACUAUGUCAGGACACUGGAGUCAAGUUGAGAGUUUCAAAUUUUGUAUUGGCUAUCCGGAAUCCUCAAUGCGUUUCGGUAGAAAUAGUGUAGCAUUAAUUGGAGCCCAUAUGUUUCACAGAGAAAUACUUGCUUUGUUGCCUGGUAGGAUUCAUGAGUUGGUUCUCUUGGCUUGUUCAGGCAUCAAUCACUUGCCAACAUCCAUCAGCUUUGCUUCUUCACAGCUACAAAUAUGUAAACUUCAACACUGUGAUGAUAUGGAAUGGAUAAUAACUUCAGGAUGGAGCACCUUUCCUACCCUAGAGUCGUUAGAGAUCGAGGGUUUGGGCAAGUUACAUACUUUUUGCAUGGGAAUUCCACAGGAAGGAACUCUUGCAAAUCUGAAGGUGUUGCAUGUCAGCCAAUGUAAUGAUUUGAAGACCGUCUUGUCAUUUGAGCUGGUGCAGAACCUAAAAAGCCUCGAAGAAAUUGUUAUUGAAAACUGUGAAAGGAUUGAGGAGAUAAUUGAUGAUGAAAGAGGGGGAGAAGACGUGACUCAAGUGGACAAUGCUGAAAUAAUAUUUCCACGAUUACAGAAAUUAAAGUUAAGUUCUUUGCCAAGGCUGACAAGCAUCUGCUGGAAUAGGGCAGCUCCUGAAACAGUCUCUGAAGCAAAUAAAAGGAAGCAGAAGAUGGCGUGAGGAUUUAAUGAAGUCUCAUCCAGAUUGCAUUGGACUCCUGUACUCAAUUUUCAAAGUAACUCAGAGUUCUGCAGCAUAUGACAUCUUUGAACCUCAGAAUUCUGCAGCAAACGAGAUCUUUGAAGAAGACGAUGGCAGGAAUAUUGGUGAAUCUGCAAGUUCAUCAUUUGGGCCAAGAUAGCAUUCUACAAUUCGUAUCCCAUACUUCUAUAACCAUCUGAUCUUCCAUGAUCCAUCCCUUCGAGUUCUUUGAAGUAAUAAAGAUACUAGCUUAUCGUUGUCUCGUCUUCGGUUAGCCUGCAUACAGUUGUUAAUGUUGCCUCCCUUUGUUCAUUUUUUCAAUAAAAGUUCUGUAACAGAAGAAGACAAAUUUGGAUAAGCAAUUUUGUGCUCGAACACCAGAAUGUAGUAAGUUUCAUGUUGUUCACUA
Molecule: messenger RNA, 2638 nt
Organism: Coffea arabica (coffee)
Lineage: Eukaryota; Viridiplantae; Streptophyta; Magnoliopsida; Gentianales; Rubiaceae
Product: probable disease resistance protein At1g61300
Molecular function (GO): ATP hydrolysis activity; protein binding; ADP binding
Source: RefSeq, a predicted model, not a curated record